Messenger RNA from Anopheles maculipalpis, 1195 nucleotides. RefSeq names its product mitogen-activated protein kinase 1 (gene rl). The transcript is spliced from 7 exons. Gene Ontology annotation, cellular component: nucleus; cytoplasm. The record is from RefSeq and is a predicted model, not a curated record. Lineage: Eukaryota; Metazoa; Arthropoda; Insecta; Diptera; Culicidae. Gene Ontology annotation, molecular function: ATP binding; MAP kinase activity. The coding region runs from base 1 to 1188 and encodes 395 amino acids. Gene Ontology annotation, biological process: protein phosphorylation; intracellular signal transduction.
AUGGCUGAAGCGGCAAGCAGCGGAGCGGCGGCAGCAGCAGCUAGUGCUGCUGGACCAGCAGCCGGCAGUACAUCAGCAUCGGCCGCCAACAACAACGGCGUCGUCAACACGAACCCGAACGCAGAAGUCAUCCGCGGUCAGGUGUUUGAGGUUGGUCCUCGGUACACCAAUCUGGCCUACAUCGGCGAAGGAGCCUACGGAAUGGUUGUUUCUGCAACGGACACCGUCACAAAGACCAAAGUUGCCAUCAAAAAAAUAUCUCCCUUCGAGCAUCAAACCUACUGUCAGCGAACAUUGCGGGAAAUCAAAAUUCUUACCAGAUUCAAACAUGAAAAUAUAAUAGACAUAAGAGAUAUCCUCCGGGUGCCUAGUAUAGACCAGAUGAAAGAUGUAUAUAUUGUUCAGUGCUUAAUGGAGACUGAUCUAUACAAACUACUAAAAACACAGCGACUAAGUAAUGAUCAUAUCUGCUAUUUCCUGUAUCAAAUACUUCGUGGCCUGAAGUACAUUCACUCGGCAAAUGUGUUGCACAGGGAUCUGAAGCCCAGCAAUCUGCUGCUGAAUACAACUUGUGAUUUAAAGAUUUGUGAUUUCGGUCUUGCACGUGUAGCCGAUCCGGAGCACGAUCACACAGGCUUCUUGACGGAAUACGUCGCUACCAGAUGGUACCGGGCACCGGAAAUUAUGCUCAAUUCCAAGGGCUACACAAAAUCGAUCGACAUCUGGUCGGUCGGGUGCAUACUGGCGGAGAUGCUUAGUAAUCGGCCCAUCUUCCCCGGCAAGCACUAUCUCGAUCAGCUGAACCACAUUCUUGGCGUGCUCGGUUCACCGUCCCAGGAGGAUCUGGAAUGUAUCAUCAACGAGAAGGCACGCAGCUACCUGCAGUCGCUGCCGUACAAACCGAAGGUCCCAUGGUCCCGGCUGUUCCCGAACGCGGACCUUAAUGCGCUCGAUCUGCUCGGUAAAAUGCUAACGUUCAAUCCACACAAUCGCAUCUCGGUAGAGGAUGCUCUAGCCCAUCCCUAUCUGGAGCAGUACUACGAUCCAGACGAUGAGCCCGUUGCCGAGGAACCGUUCCGUAUCGCGAUGGAGCUGGACGAUCUGCCGAAGGAAACGCUGAAACGAUUAAUCUUCGACGAAACGCUACGCUUCAACCACAACGAUAACAACCUUCCGGGCGGUAUGUAAGCGCGGC